AGUACUGUCACAAGGAAGGGGGGAAAAACGAAGAAAAAAAAUCCUCACUCGCAGCUGCGCAGAAGUGGUCUAGCCAAACCCGGAUGUAACCAACGCCUAAUUGCCGGAGAAAACGAUGCAGACAAUAAAGUGUGUAGUGGUGGGGGACGGAGCUGUAGGAAAGACCUGUCUACUUAUCUCCUACACAACCAACAAGUUCCCCUCAGAAUACGUGCCUACGGUGUUUGAUAAUUAUGCAGUGACGGUGAUGAUCGGAGGGGAACCCUACACACUUGGGCUUUUCGACACUGCAGGUCAAGAGGAUUACGAUAGGCUGCGACCUCUCAGCUACCCGCAGACGGAUGUCUUCCUCGUCUGUUUCUCCUGCGUCUCACCCUCAUCCUUUGAGAAUGUCAGAGAGAAGUGGGUUCCAGAGAUCUCCCAUCACUGUCCUCGUACACCCUUCCUGUUGGUGGGCACCCAGGUGGAUCUGAGGGACGACAGCAACACUGUGGAGAAGCUGGCCAAGAACAAACAGCGGCCCCUGUCCCCUGAGAGCGGAGACAAGCUGGCCCGGGAUCUCCGGGCUGUCAAAUAUGUGGAGUGCUCUGCCCUCACGCAGAGGGGGCUGAAGAACGUGUUUGACGAGGCCAUCCUGGCAGCUUUGGAACCUCCUGAGACUAAAUCCAAGAAACGCUGUGUCCUGUUAUAAAGGGAGGAGGAGAGAAGGAGCGGUAGAGGGGCAGGGUUAAGAAUGUUAUAAAGGGAGGAGGCGAGAAGGAGCGGUAGAGGGGCAGGGUAAGAAUGGGCGAGUUGGUUACAAUUAAGAGAAGCAGAUCAACAGCUUGAAAAGGACAAAAAGAGUGAAAAGGAAGGAGAUGAAAUGGCAUCGAGACUCCAAUACAUUCAUGCACUGUGCCUUCUUAAUAUGUUUUGAAAAAAGGAGAGGAGAGCGAUUUGGUCUUUCAAGUAAAGAAUACAAGAGGGGAAGGAAUCAACAGAGCUUUCAUCUAGUCUCCUUCUCCAGAUCCACUUUAGAAAAUCUGCAGUGUUUACCCUAACGUUACUUCUGUGGGGCGGGCUCUCCUACCUGCCUGUCAUGUUGCCUUUGUGCCUAGCUUAAAUUAAAUAAAUACCUUGGGGAAACACUUAAUUGACAUUGUUUUCUUUUGUUGCUACUUUGAGGAGGGAGGGAGAGAACACAAGAUUUAUUUCCACUCCCGACCAGGCUAGCAUGCUAGAAUGGUCACUUUUCCUUUUGGGACACACCAAGUGCAUUUUCGCCUCAGAUUUGACUGUACUCUGCAGGCGACACAGAGAACUGAAUUUAUAUUAUUUUUUAUCUCUUUGUGUCAUGUAUGAUGUAUUCAUUUUAUGAUUUUCUUUGGGGAAAUUCUUAGCGUAUAUUAUAUUUUUUUGUUGCGUAAUAAAAAAAGUUUUUUGCUUGACUACCAACUUGAUUGUGAUUGGUUGAUAGUAUAACAAAUUCAACUGUAAUAUUUUGAAUAGCUGAACUUAAUCUUGAUAAAAACAAUGAUGAUGAGAUUAUAACCUUUUCCUAGUCAACUUCUGGAUGUUUGUAAUUGCAGAAUGUUUGUAAUAAAAUAGUUUAACUGACACAGUU
This is a messenger RNA of Oncorhynchus kisutch (coho salmon), 1603 nucleotides long. Its product is annotated as cell division control protein 42 homolog. The transcript has 6 exons. Lineage: Eukaryota; Metazoa; Chordata; Actinopteri; Salmoniformes; Salmonidae. The coding region runs from base 116 to 691 and encodes 191 amino acids. Gene Ontology annotation, biological process: small GTPase-mediated signal transduction. Gene Ontology annotation, molecular function: GTP binding; GTPase activity. The record is from RefSeq and is a predicted model, not a curated record.